Messenger RNA from Malania oleifera, 2371 nucleotides. RefSeq lists its product as uncharacterized. NCBI's taxonomy places the organism in Eukaryota, Viridiplantae, Streptophyta, Magnoliopsida, Santalales, Ximeniaceae. The record is from RefSeq and is a predicted model, not a curated record. The transcript has 2 exons. The coding region runs from base 149 to 2134 and encodes 661 amino acids.
AAUUUGAAGAAAAAAUUGCAGAUUUUCGAAACACCUCCCUCCCCCUGCCGACCAGAGAUGAGCAGAGGACCAAAAUUUUAGGAUCCCACUCCAUUCAGCUUUUACUGGAUGCCCAUUGACGCAGCCAUGGAAAUGGAAGCACCACAAGAUGCCGGACGCCAUCGGAACUCCCCUUCCCCCCAAGCGCACUCGCCAUGAAAAUCCCCAACAACUCCAUCGAUCCUGUUCCAGACCAGAGCAAGAACCACAAGAACCAGAAACAGAGGAAGGAACAGGAAGAAGAGGAAGAAAACGAAGAAGAAGGACGACAACGCCAUUGUCGAACGAUCCUCAGAUAUGUCUCGCUUUUUACAUAGCCAUGGCCCAUGCAGGCCUCGCUUUCUCCCUCGCCCUGCUCUUCGGCAUCGCCAAGCUUCUCCAGGGCUACUCGCGACCCAUUUACUGGGCAAUCCUCUGCUCAAUGCCUCUACGCGAGCUCCAAACUGCCCUAGUCUCCUUCUGGUCUCACCCCCUAAAUCUGGGUCUCUUUGAAACCCUAAUCGCCAUCCCAAUCGCCGUCCUCCGGGUCACCACCGCCUCCCUCAUCGAUUCCUACUCCGCCAUCCUCCGCCUCCUCCGGCGCCCUGAGUCUCCCCGGCGCAGACGCCCCGUCGGAUUCGCCAAGCUCAUGCAGUGGCUCGUAUCCUUCGGACUCUUCGUCGUCGCCCACGAGCACAUCGGCCUUUACUCCGUCCCCGCAUUCACCGUCCCUUGCCUAACUGCCUACACUCUCACUCGCGGCACGCGAACCAAUUACGGUAUUGCGUCAACCCUAACUACAAUCUCUUCUGUUCGUCGUAAACGUAGAAUUGUUCCUGCUAACUCGCUAUGGAGCAAAAUUAAUAGGUACAUAACUUCGAGAAUGCUUAAUAGGUUGAAGAAAAUAGCUGGGAUUGGGCUUAUCGCGUUUAUGAUUAUAGGAUGUGUGUUUGGAUUUGUUUUCUUUUCAUAUAAGAUUGGGAUUGAAGGGAAGGUUGCAGUAAUUUCGUUGAAAACUCAUUUGGAAGAGAGUAACUAUGCAGAGAGGAUGGGGCUUAAGAAGUGGAUGGAUGAGAAUGAACUUCCAGAAUUGAUUGAUGCUUACACGUCUAAAUUUUAUGAAACAAUUUGCCAAAAUAUUGAUUCUUUUGCUUUGUAUUACAAUGCAACGGAGAUUGUGGAUGGUCUGAGACAAUAUUUGACAAAACCUUUACACAAUCCUGUCAAUUCUACUGCUUCUGAACAAGUUAGGCUCCAGUCCAUGUCUGCACGUCUGCAUUACAUCCAAUCAAGGGUGAAGAACAGAGAGUGGAAAGUAAUUUAUAGGGAUAUGGAUGAUGUGUUUCAGGAAUUCAUUUCGGUCAUUGCAAGGGAGGAUUUGUUGGAGAAGAUUAAAGCUUUUGUUCUUCAGAGUUUGGAUGUCCCAAAGCGAGUGUUUGCCAGUGGCACCAUGGUUUUGUUCGGAAGUGCAAAUAUGCUUUUCUCAGUGACGGUAUCAAUUGUUUCAGGAGCUGCAGGAUUAUUGAAUGUCAUUUCUGAAGUGAUGGUGUUCUUAUGGCUUUUGCACUAUCUAGUCACUUCCGAAUCAGGUGUCAUGGAUCAUGUUUUGGGUAUGCUUCCACUUUCCAAAUCCACUCGAGUCCGAUGCGCCCAAGUUCUUGAUCAUGCUGUUAGUAGUGUCUUAUUGGCCGCAGUUAAGGUUGCAUUUUUUCAAGGGAGUGUUACAUAUAUUCUUUUUCGAUUUUACCACAUUCAUUUCCUGUACAUGUCUACUUUCCUUGCACUUAUGAGUGCUAUUUUUCCCAUAACCCCAUUUUGGCUGUCAUCAAUACCAGCAGCAGCACAGCUGGCCAUGGAAGCAAGAUAUAUGGAAGCUAUUACAUUGACAGCAAUCCAUCUCAUUCUUCUGGACUAUGGUACUAUCGCAAUUCAAGAUGAGAUACCUGGACAAAAUGCUUACUUGACAGGGCUUAGCAUACUUGGUGGCAUGGCUUUGUUCCCCUCUGUUAUAGAAGGAGCAAUCAUGGGUCCUUUACUGAUGACAGUGAUGAUUGCCUUGAAAAAUUUGUAUGUGGAGUUCUUCCUUGCUUCGGCUAAUGAAACCACCACUCAUUGAUCCUUGCAUGGGUCGUCUCUCUAAAAUCAGACAAUGGGCGACUGAUCAUAACCCUUAAACCCCUCUUGCCUCGAAUUUCUAUCUCCAUUUUCAACCCAUUGAUUUUCAUUGUAUAUAAUUUACAUAAUGUAUUCAUUGGCCCAUCUCCUUGUACUGAUUGCCUUCAGAAAUAAAAGAUUAAUAAAAAAAAAAAAUCAGGUGUGGGGAUGUCCUUGCCGCUGCCAACAAUUCAGACCA